UUUGACACGAAACCUGGUGGUAAGAUCACAGAACAAGGCUGCAAUUUAUCCUGUGACGAUAUGUCUCAAACUGUGUGCGGCGGAAAGGACCAUAUAUCACUUUACAAAACAAGCACUAAGGAUUUUCAACAGCCAGUUAUAUUCCGGAGGAAAAGCAAGACUUGGAACGACGCUGCUAAAUUGUGCUUUAAGCAGUACAGUUAUCCGACACCGGUGGAAAGCAUAAAUCAUGUGACUGACACUAACUUUUUCUCUUGGACCGGGGUCGUGCGCAGUGGUGUUAUUUCCAAAAAUACUGAUUUGGCAAGCAUGUCGUCUGACAUCAUGCAUGGAUAUAUGACAUAUGACGAUUCUUCCGGAUAUACUCUGAAGUUCACACGUCAAGCAAAUGAUAGAAAAUAUAUACUUUGUGAAAACGCAAACGUCACGGUAAAACCAAAUAUACCAAUGAGAACAUCAGUAACAACAACACAAGAAUAUCAGUUGACAACCAGCCGCAAUGGCAGCAGUAGCAAUGUUACAGAUACCCAAACAGAUGUUACGGAAGCAUCAAAUCCAACAAUAACUGUAUCCUAUGCGACGGCAACGCAAGUAAAUGGAUCAACAAUGAGUCUCAACGACAACAGUUAUAACGGGAAAAAUACGCAAGGUUCAGAUGCCACUGUUAUUGUGAUUGUCUCGGUCUCUGUUGUGAUGCUUAUUGUUAUUGUGGUUGUCAUUUUGAUUCAAGUAAAACGGAAGAAAAUCCCUUUUCUUUGUCAAAGAGAACUAACAAAUGAAGAACCUGGACAGAAGCACUUAAAAAGUACAAAAAAUCCAACCUCUCAUGAAAAUCAUUCUUAUGAACUCGUUGAUGUUGAAGAUAAUGUCAUUGGUGGCCAGUCCGCUGAUAGUAAUUAUACUCACACUUACAACGUGCUGGAGGAACACGUAAAGGAUUCUAUCACUGAUGAUACAACAUACGACGUGUCUGGUAAUAACAGAAAAGCUACUGAAACGGAGAACGAGAAUAUUUAUAAUAAAUUAAAACCAGACGACAAUGCCACAUAUGAUCAUGUAUACAAUACAACAAAACAUAGCUUACAAACACCUGAUAUCACUUAUGGCACGUCGGGGAAUGCAGGUAUGAAACCGCUGGCAAGAGCUGCUAAAAACUCUGAUGCAUUUGAUGAAAAUGGUGAGAAUGCUUACAGUCAUACACUAAAUAAUAGACCUCAUAUGACUACAACGGAUAAUGUGUAUAGCGCACAUGGUCAAGCUGGAAAUGACACUAGAGAUACUGGUGAAGGUCAUAACGACAAAGAAGACGCUUACAGUCAUAUAAACAAUGCAACAAACGGUAGAAGCAAGCAGGACAUUGCUUAUGGCAAAAUUACUGAAGGUUGUCCUUGCUACGAAACAGAUGAUGAGUCCAACUGGGCUGAGGCCACGCAGAAAUGUGCGCUGGCCACCCCGGAUGUAACGUUAGGUUCUGAGGGUUACCGGGCAGAUAUUCAAGAUGAAGACUGGCACGGACAAGUGUGGACUGGUUAUUAUAUGACCAUUCAAGGAUUUGAAUAUAUUGGGUGUGUGAAAAUUGCUGAAAGGAAAGCGAACUUUGUGAGUCAUCUUAAUGCCCCAGGUAUUUGUCAUUCUGCAUGCGGCAAAUCAAAUAUAAUUGGAAUGCACGGUGAAGAGUGCUUUUGCUUAAACAAUGAGUCAUUCAACAAUAAUACACUACCGUACUGUGACAAGAUGUGUGAUGCUCAGAAGGGUAUUGUUUGCGGCGGACAUCAGCAUAUCUCUUUAUAUAAAGUAAGCAAUGUAACUGGUGUUAAAAGUGGUGAUCAUAUUGAAAGAAGCUGUCUUGGUCUUGAAUUCCAGCAUGUUUCUAAAAUAUUUAGAUGGAAGCAGUGUAGUAGUUACUUGCGCCCACUCUGUACAUAUGUUGAUUCGAAGACACACACUGGUGACAGACAUUAUCCAUGGAACACUGCGUCAAAUGAAUGUUUCAAGCAACAAACAAUACCUACAUCAUACCAAAGUGCUUUGGAAUUUAAGACUAUACUGACUGGAAUAUACUGGACAGGGACAAUAAGAAGUCAGACUAUUCAUAAAUAUGAUGGAAAACAUGAAGAAGGCGACCAUAUUCGCUAUGGAUAUCUGGAUAGAAAUGAUUUCAACGUGACUGUUGUUUUAUUUUCUGAUAGCAACAAAAAGAUGAAAAGCUUAUGCAAAAAGGAUUCUACAGAAGAACCAAGCACGGGAAAACAGAAAAUCUCUGUUCCUACGUAUGUCAUUAUAAUAGUUGUAGCAGUAGUGCUGGCUAUUGCUGUUGUGGUUGUCUUCUGCUUAUUGAAGAAGAGAAAGCUGGAACAUAUCCGACGUCAAGUGCCUGUUAGAUAUGCAAGCGAACAAAAUGAGUAUGUUACACCGAUAUUUAAGGAAGAUGAUGACAGAAUUUAUUCAGAAAUACCUGACAAUCGUGAAACAGAUACAACGGAAGACGGAUAUGAAGUACCUCUUCAAAAACCUAUUCAUGAUGAAAAGAUUGGCUGAAUAAACGUAACUGGUCUCCACCAGAACUGCAGUGCCAUAUCAGAUUUAGUAUGCGGACUUCUCUCCACUUUGAAAAACACUUUAUUGCAUUUCGCUCCAAAAAGGCAAACAGUUUUAACCUAAUGUUAAUCAUAUCUGCUAGAAAUUCUUAAGUCUUUGAAGCAAGUGAUAUUUUUUUUUUAAUUUGACUGUUAAUGGGACAAUUUGCGUGAAUUUUAACUUUUCAUUUCAAAUUUUGUUUUAAUUUUUAGUCUUUUUUUGAAUUUCUGCAUUUUAAAUUGCUUGACAUUAGCUGUAACUUUUGAUUAGCUAUUCCCUCCCCUUUAAUUAAUCCAGCUGGCUAAUAUACGAGUACAUUCGAUUCAGUCAUGCUUUAAAUCAGAAUAUUUCCGUUUUAGCUUAGAUGGAAAAUAAUGGUAAAAUGGCGAGAUCUUAUUACAAACGUUAAAAUAAAUUGCAAGAGGGCACAACCUAGUCGUGUAACCAUUAUUUCGAUUGUAAGAAAUACAUUUGACAAACAAUAUUGACAGGCUUGACGGAGGUACAAUUCAAACAACAUCUCAGGUUUGAAUCAUGAAAAGUCAAUCUGAUUCAACAUUGUCCGUCACAGUGCUCUGCUCAUAAUUCUAAUUUGUAUGUAAUGCGUUUUGAAUUUUCUGGAGUACAAUUGCCAAUUGUACAUCAAAGCCAUAGCAGUUACUAGCAUAAACUUUUCACAGCAUGUAUAUCUGAACUUUGCAUUCUCAUUAAAGAAAUUGAACAGGUAUUCAAAGUUUGAAAUGCAUCGGACAUAUAUUCUAUCAAAAAGUGCAAUAUUCAGCUUCAUCAGCUUGAUAAUUGAGAUUAACUUGCAGAUUCUUUUUAUGCUUUUCUACGGUGCCCCUAAAGUGACAUGUUACACACUUCUUUCCAAUUAGGUAAUG
Messenger RNA from Mercenaria mercenaria, 3461 nucleotides. RefSeq lists its product as uncharacterized. The record is from RefSeq and is a predicted model, not a curated record. Bases 61 to 2538 code for a protein of 825 amino acids. The transcript is spliced from 15 exons. Lineage: Eukaryota; Metazoa; Mollusca; Bivalvia; Venerida; Veneridae.